AGAGCCACGAUAGCAGCACACACCGAUAACCGUUGCUUCGAAUAGCCCUCGGCGCGGUUGGGCGCCUCAGCUACAUAUAUGACCCACAGCCGUCAGCGAGCGUACUCCGGUGGUGCUGCGAGUGUGCUGCGGUGCUAAGGGACCGAGGGUGAUAAGGGGAGGCGAGGACGUGCGAGUGCGAGCAUCGGGUCCGGCGAUUGUGCAAAUGGCGACAGGCGCGAAGAAUACCGCAGUGGCUGCUCGCGACUGAGUGGAACAACGAGUACACAGCCGCGACAAGUGUGUGCGUCUGUGCGCCAGGAGGUGCCCGAGGAGCGACGCUCAGCCUAGGGCCGGCUAACUAAGACUACACCGAUAAGCCAUCCGAACCCGGACGGGGGGCACGUCACCAGGAUACCGUUUCCCAACUAAGUGUUUGCUCGUCAUCUAGAAAGAAAAGAUGCCAGCUGUACGAGGAGAUGGCAUGCGAGGUCUUGCCGUUUUUAUUUCAGAUAUUAGAAACUGUAAAAGUAAAGAAGCAGAAAUAAAGAGGAUAAAUAAGGAGUUAGCAAAUAUUCGAAGUAAAUUUAAAGGUGAUAAAACACUCGACGGUUAUCAGAAGAAAAAGUAUGUAUGCAAGUUGCUUUUUAUUUUCUUACUCGGCCAUGACAUUGAUUUUGGGCAUAUGGAAGCAGUCAAUCUUCUAUCAUCUAACAAGUAUUCGGAGAAACAGAUUGGAUAUUUGUUCAUAUCAGUCUUAGUUAAUACAAAUAGUGACCUAAUUAAAUUAAUUAUACAGAGUAUAAAAAAUGAUCUUGGUUCUCGUAAUCCGGUUCAUGUUAAUUUAGCUUUACAAUGUAUUGCAAAUAUUGGAAGUAAAGAUAUGGCUGAGGCCUUUAGGAAUGAAAUUCCGAAACUUCUAGUAUCUGGAGAUACAAUGGAUGUCGUAAAACAAAGUGCUGCUUUAUGCCUAUUGCGACUUUCUCGUUCAGCGCCUGAAGUGGUUACUGAUGGAGAAUGGACAUCUCGUAUUAUUCACUUAUUGAAUGAUCCACACUUGGGAGUCGUCACUGCAGCAGCUUCCUUAAUUGAAGCUCUUGUUAAAAGGAAUCCAGAUGAAUACAAAGGAUGCGUUAGUCUUGCUGUAUCUCGUCUGAGUAGGAUUGUUACAGCAAGUUAUACAGAUCUCCAAGACUACACAUAUUAUUUCGUUCCUGCUCCCUGGUUAUCUAUUAAAUUAUUGAGACUUCUUCAAAAUUAUCCCCAGCCAGCUGACGAUCCUGGCGUAAGAGGAAGACUGCAGGAAUGAUUAAAUAAGACCCAAGAGCCACUAAAGUCAAAGAAAGUUCAACAUUCCAAUGCGAGGAAUGCUGUUCUUUUCGAAGCUAUCAGUCUAAUCAUUCACCAAGACAACGAACCAACUUUAUUAGUACGAGCUUGUAAUCAAUUAGGCAGUUUUCUUUCGAAUCGUGAAACCAAUUUACGUUAUCUAGCUCUUGAAUCAAUGUGCCAUCUCGCGAAAUCAGAAUUCUCGCACGAAGCUGUUAAAAAACAUCAAGAUAUUGUUAUUGUAUCGAUGAAAAUGGAAAAAGAUGUCUCUGUGAGACAGCAAGCGGUUGAUCUACUGUACGCAAUGUGCGAUAAGACUAAUGCGGAAGACAUCGUACAAGAAAUGUUAAACUACCUCGAAACGGCUGAUUAUUCUAUAAGAGAGGAGAUGGUGUUAAAAGUUGCGAUAUUAGCCGAAAAAUAUGCAACGGAUUAUACUUGGUACGUUGACGUCAUUCUUAAUCUCAUCAGGAUAGCUGGUGAUUAUGUUUCAGAGGAGGUUUGGUAUCGCGUUAUUCAAAUUGUCAUCAAUCGUGAUGAUGUUCAAGGUUACGCAGCAAAGACCGUUUUUGAGGCAUUGCAAGCACCAGCUUGUCAUGAAAAUAUGGUCAAAGUAGGUGGUUAUAUUCUUGGAGAAUUCGGCAAUUUAAUUGCCGGUGACCAACGUUCAUCACCUUCAGUUCAGUUCCAACUCUUACAUUCCAAAUAUCACUUAUGUUCACCCAUGACUCGAGCAUUACUUUUAUCGACAUACAUUAAAUUUGUCAACCUCUUCCCUGAAAUCAGAAACCAGAUACAGGAUGUAUUUAAGCAAGACAGUAACUUACGUAGUGCCGAUGCUGAACUUCAACAAAGAGCUUCUGAAUACUUGCAACUUAGUAUCAUUGCAUCCACGGAUGUUCUGGCGACUGUUCUCGAAGAAAUGCCGGCAUUUCCUGAAAGAGAAUCUUCCAUACUGGCAGUAUUAAAAAAGAAGAAGCCAGGUCGCAUGUCUGAAACAGAAAUCCGACAUAAUAAGAGUCCAGCUCCAACUACUAAUAAUCAUAAUGAAACAUCAUCAUCCGCUGCUGUCUCAGCUAUUAACAAUAUGUCCGCUGACUUACUUGGUCUUUCAACACCACCAUCAACUCAGCCAACAGGUAAUACAGGUGCACUGUUUGACGUUUUAGGCGAUAUUUAUAAUAUGCCAGUUAAAGGAGCAUCUAACGGUACCCAAGCCACCUACAAUGCUAAAAAAUUUGUUUGUAAAAAUAAUGGAGUACUUUUUGAAAAUGAUCUUAUCCAAAUUGGUGUAAAGUCGGAAUUUCGACAAAAUCUUGGUCGCAUAGGUUUAUUUUAUGGAAAUAAAACCCAACAAGCACUGAUUAAUUUCCAACCGCAAUUAUCUUGGCUAGAAGAUGAACAGACGAAAUUGGUUGUACAAGUAAGACCUGUUGAUUCUGUGCUAGAAGCUGGCGCUCAAAUUCAACAAUUAAUUAAUGCUGAGUGCGUUGAUGACUAUAAUGAUGCCCCUAGUAUGAUUAUAAGUUUUAAUUAUAAGAACUUACCUCAAAAAAUAACAAUGAAGUUACCAUUAACGAUAAAUAAAUUUUUUGAACCAACGGAAAUGAAUGGAGAGUCAUUUUUUGCCAGGUGGAAGAACCUUGGAGGAAUAAAUCAACAACGUUCACAAAAAAUAUUUAAAGCUCAGGCGCCUAUGGAUUUGACACAAGUUCGCACAAAAUUACAAGGUUUUGGCAUGCAACUUUUAGAUGGAAUAGAUCCGAAUCCUGAUAAUUUCGUCUGCGCUGGAAUCAUACAUAUGAGAGCCCAACAAGUCGGUUGCUUAUUACGCCUAGAACCAAACAAACAAGCUCAGAUGUUCCGGUUAACAGUGAGAUCAAGUAAAGAAUCAAUGUCCAUAGAAAUCUGCGACCUAUUGGUGGACCAAUUUUAAUUAAUCUAAUCGACGCGCCCGUCAGCCCUAACUUAUUUUUUAUAUGAUGCAUAAUGAUCUUAGCAUACUUUGCUAAAAGCUAUUGGAAUAAAGGUGGAGCAUCAUACCAUAGAAGUGCAAUGAGGACGCUAUUUAUAGAUUGUUAAUCGCAAGAGAAAAUUAAAAAGCAAACAUGUUGUACCCCCAAGCUUUCAGCCAGAGUUGCACUACACAAAGAAAAUGGACAACAUUCUCAUAUGUAGGACCACUGUAGGUUAAUUAUGUGAGAAUCAUUUGUUACCGCGUAGGACAAUACUAAAAACGACAGGUAUUCAUGUCAAAUUAGGGUUUAAGAUCAGAUGAACUUACGACUGACAAGCGGAAUAGAUCAAACCGGGCAGUGGGACAGUAUUAGUUUUGAAACACUUGAAAUUUGGUGUUAUUGAGGUUAGCCAUUGUUAAUUUUGAUUAACGCACCUUACCUCAGU
Ceratosolen solmsi marchali is the source of this 3711-nucleotide messenger RNA. It is a transcript of the gene AP-2alpha, whose product is annotated as adaptor protein complex 2, subunit alpha. Gene Ontology annotation, cellular component: membrane coat; AP-2 adaptor complex. The transcript has 14 exons. Gene Ontology annotation, molecular function: clathrin-cargo adaptor activity. Gene Ontology annotation, biological process: clathrin-dependent endocytosis; intracellular protein transport. The record is from RefSeq and is a predicted model, not a curated record. NCBI's taxonomy places the organism in Eukaryota, Metazoa, Arthropoda, Insecta, Hymenoptera, Agaonidae.